Messenger RNA from Thermothelomyces thermophilus ATCC 42464, 315 nucleotides. RefSeq lists its product as uncharacterized. The transcript has 3 exons. Gene Ontology annotation, biological process: replication fork processing; resolution of meiotic recombination intermediates. The annotation marks the transcript as partial. Lineage: Eukaryota; Fungi; Ascomycota; Sordariomycetes; Sordariales; Chaetomiaceae. Gene Ontology annotation, molecular function: chromatin binding; protein heterodimerization activity. The record is from RefSeq and is a predicted model, not a curated record. Gene Ontology annotation, cellular component: FANCM-MHF complex; Fanconi anaemia nuclear complex.
AUGGCCGACCUUCAAGAUGAAGAGGUGCAAGAGCGCCUCAAAGCAGCCCUCUGGUACUCUAUCGGCAAGAUAGUGGACCAAGAAUCGCUGCAGCGCAACCGUAAUGCCACCCCACAGUUCAUCGGCGCUCUGACCGACAUGGUCUGGCACCAAAUCGAAACUGUUGCCACGGACCUGGAGAGCUUUGCUCAGCAUGCAGGUCGUACCACUGUGACCACGGACGACGUGCUCCUUCUGGCGCGGCGCAACCAGGACCUGUAUUCGGUCAUCAAAGAUACUAUUGACAAGGAGAGGGCGGCCAAGAUCAAGGCGAAA